Molecule: messenger RNA, 1424 nt
Organism: Jaminaea rosea
Lineage: Eukaryota; Fungi; Basidiomycota; Exobasidiomycetes; Microstromatales
Product: NAD(P)-binding protein
Exons: 5
Coding region: 1-1281 (426 amino acids)
Biological process (GO): NADPH regeneration
Cellular component (GO): cytoplasm
Molecular function (GO): nucleotide binding; oxidoreductase activity
Source: RefSeq, a predicted model, not a curated record
AUGCCAACAGACAAGUACUUGCCCAAUGUCUGCAUGGUCGGGGCGGGGGAGUACACGACUGGCUUUGUGGGAGGUGGGUCCUCGCCUUCGGACAAGAAGAUCGGUGUCGUCGCUCUCAGCUUCUUCGACCUGCGGCGACGCUCCCUGUGCGGCCCACAGCUCAGCAUUGUUUCAACAGAUGGCUCCAAGCAUGCAGGCAUUCGCGAGCACUUCCACAAGAACAUCGAGAAUGUCUACCGAGACAUGUCCACUACCUACAAUGGAUAUCCAGCCGCCGGCGUAGGUGACGCGGAGGCCUACAAAGCAGCCAUAGACGAGCUUUCACCUGGAGACGCGGUUACGGUGUUCACGCCCGAUCCGACCCACUUUGCUAUCGCAAAGUAUGCAAUGCAACGAGGCUGCCAUGUGAUGGUGACGAAGCCAGCUGUGCAGAAGCUAGAGGAUCAUCUCGAGCUAGCGCGCUUGGCGAAGGAGAAGGGAGUGCUCUGCUACGUCGAGCAUCACAAGCGAUUUGACCCAGCGUACGCUGACGCCCGAGAGAGAGCACGCAAUGAGCUUGGCCACCCAAGCUACUUCUACUCGUACAUGUCGCAGCCAAAGGGCCAGCUCAAAACGUUUGCCAAGUGGGCGGGGGUUGACUCCGACAUCAGCUACUAUCUCAACUCGCACCACGUCGAUGUGUUUGAUUGGUUCGUUCAAGGUCGCGCAAGACCGACACGCGUGACCGCCUCCGCUUCGUACGGCAUUGCUGAGUCGCUAGGAUGUCGUCCGGGGACGGAGGAUGCGAUCACGCUAGUCGUCGAAUGGAUUUGUAUCGACAAGGACGGCAAAGAUGAGAAGCCUGAGCAUAGGGCGACAGCCAUCUUCACUGCCAGCUGGACGGCGCCUGAAGGGGCUGGCGUGCAUUCGGAGCAGGGCUUCCAUUACGUCGGCUCGCGUGGCGAAGCACGCGUCAACCAAUCGCGCCGUGGCUACGAAGUCGUCUCUGACUCUGUACCGGGUCCACGCUCUCUGAACCCAUUCUACGUACAAUAUGCUCCGCUGGACGGCUACUUCCAAGCACAGGUGGGCUAUGGUACGCGCUCCAUCGAGGCCUUCACGCGGGCGUGCACAGCGAUCAACUCUGGGGAGAGAAAGGUGGAGGAGUUCGAAGAAGUGCUCCCCACUAUCGGGGGGACUGUGAUGACUACGGCAAUCUUGCACGCGGGAAGACUGAGCUUGGAUGAGCGAAGGGGAGUGGGAAUUGACAUUGAGGCAAACGGGAGGCCGAAGUUGGACUGAUGGUCUUGAGGAUGAGGUGGCGAGGAAGGGCUUAGGCCUGCUACAACUUUCGGGAGCUAUGCUUCGUCGAUGGCGCGGUGCCUUCCGACCUCAAAUGUCAUCUCGUUCAAGCUUCAAUUGUUAGCGACGGUGAACAGCGGAAG